Molecule: messenger RNA, 1343 nt
Organism: Drosophila sulfurigaster albostrigata
Lineage: Eukaryota; Metazoa; Arthropoda; Insecta; Diptera; Drosophilidae
Product: sugar transporter SWEET1
Exons: 3
Coding region: 195-887 (230 amino acids)
Biological process (GO): carbohydrate transport
Cellular component (GO): membrane
Molecular function (GO): sugar transmembrane transporter activity
Source: RefSeq, a predicted model, not a curated record
GGGCCCCGCAGUAUAGUCAGUUGUUAAGACAGCAGCAGCUCGCAGCUCGUCUCGUUUUAAGUCGUUAAGUUUUUUGUUUCGGUUUUUACGUUACGUUCGCAUUUGUUUUUUUCGUACGCAAUUACAAGUAGUUGCCAAACGAGUUUGUUUUAGAACAUAAUAUUAACAACACAGCUGUCUGACGCGAUAUUAAAAUGGACGCACUCAGCGAUAUAUUAGCGCCACACUCCGAGCUAAUUGGUAAAAUAGCCGGCACAAUAACUACUCUACAAUUUCUGUCCGGUGUUUUUCUGCUCAACGACAUUCGCAAGAAAGGCAGCAGCGAUGUUUAUCCCGUUGGACCAUUUUUGGGUGGUGUUGUUCUCACCGUGAUGAGCGUAAAACUGGGUCAAGCGAUGGGCGACCAGCCGAUGAUAAAGGUCAACAUAAUUGGCUUUGCCAUCAAUACGGUUUUCAUGGUCGGUUUCUUCUACUACGCAUCGAGUGAGCGAAAAUCUAAGAUAUGGGCUCAGAUUGGUUACGUCUCCUUGUUCCUGCUGGCUGUCAUUACGUACGCCAACUUUGAGGAUCCCGCCAAGCUUGAGUUCCGUCUGGGCAUGCUAAUCACCUCGAUUCUGGUCUGGUUGAUCGGUUCACCGCUGCUGAACAUCCCCAAUGUGAUCAAGAAGAAGAGCACCGAGGGAAUGCCGUUCCCCAUCAUCUUUGCUGGUCAACUAGUAGCCACAGCCUGGACUAUCUACGCCAUUUCCAUCCGUAAUCAUGUCAUGGUGUUCCAGAACUUGUUCCUCUGGUCUUUGGGCGGCAUUCAGCUGUUCAUGUUUGUGUUGUAUCCCAGCAAGCCGGCCAAGAAAACUCCAAGCAAGAAGGCCAGCAAAAAGGAGAACUGAACAUCCCAAAAACGAACAAAAUGGUUCCAUGCAAGCAACAAGAGAUUAAACUAAAUUUUGGAAUCGAGAAUACUAAUUGUUACUUCUUGUGGAAGUUUCUUACAAGUCGCCACAGAUUAUAUUUUUGUCUAAACUAUAUAGUAUGAAUGUAAGCUAUAUAUUUUCUUAGAACAAAACGCGCUAAUAGCAAAUUUGGGAAGGAGGCGUCGUCAUCACUAGCUAAGCUUUUACUUUACAAUCCAAAGUGCAUUUCAAAGGAUUCAGCAAUUGUAUAUAGAUCCUUUGAAGUGCAAAUUGUAACUGUAAAGUAUGCCUAAACUAAUCUUGUUAAUAAUUAAAUUAAUAACAUUUUGUACAAAAACAAAACGUAACAAAACUAUUUGCAAUUUUUGACAAUAAUUCAAAUCUUCCAAUAUAUAUUAAAUAUCAAUCAAUAAAAAAAGGUAUUACAUUAAA